AUGGUGAGUCAUGGAGAUGAGCCUGGUAGGCAGUCUCGAAGAAGCUCAGAUACGAAGGUGCCGUCCGACGGCCUUUCAGAUGGGUCCACGCAUGACUCAGAUUUACAGAGGUCGCGGCAGGGCAAGUCUGAAUUCAAGGGCCUGGAGGCAUUUGCAACUGCCAAGCGCGAGAACUGGUGUGAUGUCCGCGAUGACGAUGAUAGCGAUGAUCAAGACCUAUGGCUUUCAGCCAGGCCUUUUGGAAAAGAUUCUCACGUAGCGUCGCCAGUCUCUCCCGCUACGCCUAGCCGCCGACGGCAAGCCGGACGCAGACGCCGUGGAGUAGAUUCUCCACGUGAGGAUGCUGGUAAGCUGCCAGAGGCAUCGACACAGCCACCAACACAAAUUCCUGGCUCUGUGGUGACCAUUGCAGACAUUGGACUUCCGUGCAGUGCUCCUCAAGCUAGUCCUGUUGCCAAGGCAAUGCCAGCUCCGCCGCCAGUGUGGCCAGGCAUCAUGAGCACCUCUCCGAUCGAGCCACCGAGGCCUCCGGUCUUUCUGCCCUGUGGAGCUUUAGGUGCUGCAGGUGGUCCACCAGUCGGCUCACCCAUGAAUGCUGGCUCAGUGCCUGUUGGAUCGCCCACGGGAGAUGCAUCCACCAGGGCAAUCUAUGCUGGAUCGCCCACGUUUGUGGGAGCACCCAUGACACCUAUGACUCCAGCAGACCCGUCCUUGCGUGCGGCUCCGCAGUGGCCAGAUGCUUCACCACCGCCUCAGUAUCAGUGCGCUUGGCCCUGGCCGCCAGGAGGACCACCACCAGCUGCUAUGGCACCUGGGCCACCGAUGGUCGCCCCGGUCAUGCCUGCACCUGCCCCUUGGCCACAAGAAGCUCAGUGGCAAGGCAUGGCUCCCUGGCAACAAGGAGUGCCGCAGCAAGGGCCGCCGGGUGCAUAUAUGGUCAUGGGUGACGGCAUGGCAGGCUACGGCAUGAAUAUGGCUUGA
Durusdinium trenchii is the source of this 981-nucleotide messenger RNA. The record is from the annotation of a GenBank genome assembly. NCBI's taxonomy places the organism in Eukaryota, Dinophyceae, Suessiales, Symbiodiniaceae.